Messenger RNA from Nanorana parkeri, 2947 nucleotides. RefSeq names its product dihydropyrimidine dehydrogenase (gene DPYD). The transcript has 20 exons. The coding region runs from base 1 to 2841 and encodes 946 amino acids. The record is from RefSeq and is a predicted model, not a curated record. Gene Ontology annotation, cellular component: cytosol; cytoplasm. Gene Ontology annotation, biological process: thymine catabolic process; uracil catabolic process. Gene Ontology annotation, molecular function: NADP binding; dihydropyrimidine dehydrogenase (NADP+) activity; uracil binding. NCBI's taxonomy places the organism in Eukaryota, Metazoa, Chordata, Amphibia, Anura, Dicroglossidae.
AUGGAGAUCCCAGAAGUCAGCAUGUUUCAUGAUGAACCAUCACAUGACCAGGUUGAGGAUAUGUGCCAGACAAGAUACUGUGCAUGUAAUUACUAUGGAGCUGCCAGGACUAUCCUUUCUGAUAACCCGCUCGGCUUGACAUGUGGAAUGGUAUGCCCAACGUCAGACCUUUGUGUAGGUGGAUGCAAUUUAUAUGCAACAGAGGAAGGUCCAAUUAACAUUGGCGGACUUCAGCAGUUUGCAACUGAGGUUUUUAAAGCAAUGAAAGUACCUCAGAUAAGAAAUCCUACUCUCCCUCCUGUUGAAGAUAUGCCCGCAUCAUACAAGACAAGGAUUGCUCUUAUUGGUGCUGGACCUGCCAGCAUCAGCUGUGCCUCCUUCUUAGCUCGGCUUGGAUAUUCUGAUAUUACUGUAUUUGAGAAACAGAAUUAUGCUGGAGGGUUAAGUGUUUCAGAAAUCCCUCAGUUCCGUUUGCCAUAUGAUGUUGUCAGUUUUGAAAUUGAGCUGAUGAAGGACCUCGGUGUUAAGGUAAUUGAGGGCAAGGGCCUAGGAAUGCAUGGAAUGAAUAUAAGAUCUCUGAAGGAAGAGGGCUUUGCUGCAAUAUUCAUCGGCAUUGGACUGCCAGAACCUAAGGUUGAUGACAUCUUUAAAGGUCUUACAACAGGACAAGGCUUCUUUACAUCAAAAGACUUCUUACCACUAGUAGCUAAAGCAAGCAAACACGGGAUGUGUGCCUGUCACUCUCCACUGCCGUCCAUAAAGGGAGCUGUUAUCGUGCUUGGAGCCGGAGACACUGCUUUUGACUGUGCAACUUCGGCAUUGCGAUGUGGCGCUCGCAGAGUCUUUGUAGUCUUCAGAAAAGGAUUCACGAACAUACGUGCUGUUCCUGAAGAGGUGGAGUUAGCCAAAGAGGAACAGUGUGAAUUUCUCCCUUUCUUGUCACCUCGCAAAGUCAUCAUAAAAGAUGGAAAUAUAAGUGGCAUGGAAUUUGUUCGUACAGAACAGGAUGAGGAUGGAAACUGGAUUGAAGAUGAAGAUCAAGUUGUCAAGAUAAAAGCAGAAGUCGUCAUCAGUGCCUUUGGGUCUGUACUAAGCGAUCCCACAGUUACUGAAGCCAUGAAACCAAUCAAGUUUAACAGAUGGGGUUUACCUGAUAUUAACUCAGAGACAAUGCAAACCAGUGAGCCUAGUGUAUUUGCUGGAGGGGAUAUCGGAGGUUUAGCAAAUACAACUGUUGAAUCAGUUAAUGAUGGAAAACAAGCAUCUUGGUACAUUCACAAAUAUAUACAGGAAUUUCAUGGAACAUCAGUUGGUGAUAAGCCACAGUUGCCAUUGUUCUAUACUCCAAUUGAUAUGGUGGAUAUCAGUGUGGAAAUGGCUGGACUGAAGUUUCUUAACCCUUUUGGACUAGCAAGUGCUCCACCCACUACAAGCGCUCCUAUGAUACGCAGAGCCUUUGAAGCAGGAUGGGGAUUUGCGUUAACAAAAACAUUUUCCUUGGAAAAGGAUAUAGUGACAAAUGUUUCCCCAAGAAUCAUCCGAGGAACAACAUCUGGCCACAUGUAUGGUCCUGGCCAGGGGUCCUUCUUGAAUAUUGAACUCAUUAGUGAGAAGACUGCUGCUUACUGGUGCAAAUCUACCACUGAAUUGAAGAAGGACUUUCCCAAACAUAUUCUCAUUGCGAGCAUAAUGUGCAUCUACAACAAAGAUGACUGGAUCACACUAUCACAAAUGGCUGAGGCUUCAGGAGCAGAUGCCCUAGAGUUGAACCUUUCUUGUCCUCAUGGAAUGGGGGAAAGAGGCAUGGGUCUUGCUUGUGGACAGGAUCCAGAACUGGUGCGUAACAUCUGCCGCUGGGUUAGACAAGCUGUCAGAAUUCCUUUCUUUGCCAAGCUGACCCCUAAUGUCACAGAUGUUGUACAGAUUGCAAGAGCUGCUCAAGAAGGUGGUGCAGAUGGUGUAACUGCAACUAAUACAGUCUCAGGACUGAUGGGGCUGAAGGCGGACGGAACACCAUGGCCUGCAGUUGGAAAAGGAAGUAGGACCACAUAUGGUGGUGUGUCUGGGAAUGCCAUCAGACCUAUUGCUCUUAGAGCAGUUUCUGUGAUUGCCCGUGCUCUUCCUGGGUUUCCUAUUCUUGCUACUGGUGGAAUUGAUUCGGCCGAGAGUGGUUUGCAGUUUCUUCACAGUGGAGCUUCAGUUUUGCAGGUGUGCAGCGCCAUACAAAAUCAAGACUUUACACUGAUUGAUGAUUACUGUACUGGUCUAAAGGCACUUCUCUACCUGAAGAGCAUUGAAGAGCUCCAAGACUGGGAUGGACAGAGUCCACCAACCAUACAACACCAAAAAGGAAAACCAAUCCCCAAAAUCUCAGACAUUGUUGGAAAGAAACUUCCAAGUUUUGGACAAUUUUUGGAAGAACGUAAGAAAAUCAUAGCUCAGAACAAGGUCAAAUUGCUUUCAGAAAAAUCAGCUCUUCCUGCAGAAGAAAAGCAUUUCCUGCCAAAGAAACCUGUGCCAGCACUCAAGGAUGUAAUUGGCAGAGCACUGCAGUACAUUGGAUCAUAUGGUGAACUGAACAUAAGGGAACAAGUUGUUGCUCUUAUUGAUGAGGAAAUGUGUAUUAAUUGUGGAAAAUGCUACAUGACCUGCAACGACUCUGGUUACCAGGCUAUCGAGUUUGAUCCUGUGACCCACCUUCCCACUGUCAAUGACAGCUGUACUGGUUGUACUCUGUGCUACAGUGUAUGCCCUAUUAUCGACUGCAUCACGAUGGUUGCUAGGACAACACCUUAUGAACCAAAGAGGGGCCUUCCCUUAUCUGUAAAUCCAGUGUGCUGAGGUGAUUAGUUCAACAAUGAGACAAAUAUUACUUAUACCACUGAUGACUUACUGUGUUAUUAUGAUACAUUAUUUGAAAUCUAGUCAUGUUAUGGAAAUGAUAAAA